Dracunculus medinensis (Guinea worm) is the source of this 681-nucleotide messenger RNA. The record is from the annotation of a GenBank genome assembly. NCBI's taxonomy places the organism in Eukaryota, Metazoa, Nematoda, Chromadorea, Rhabditida, Dracunculidae.
AUGGCAAAUAAAUGCUCUCAAGCCAGGGUAAUUGCUCGAUACCUAUCAAAAAGGAGAACAGCCUUCUGCACGCGCGGCGAGGUAUUAGCCGUAUCAGCGUGGAACGUUAGAACGCUUAUUGACGUUGCAAGCCAAGCGAUCACUGUCCACACCCUAUCUAAGUAUCGUGUGGAUAUCGCUUGCUUGUUAGAGGUCCGUCUUCCUCACUUUGAGUCUCGAGAAAUUAUUAAUCCUAGUUCAGAGCAGAGAUACUGGUUAUAUCACUGUGGUGCUUUGAAUAACUCAGGACGAAAUGACGUAGCGAUUGUCAUGUCUGACAAGGCCCAUUCCGCUUUGAUUGAGUGGAAACCUGUAAACGACUGUAUGGCCUAUGCCCGUUUUAAGGGUAAGUUCUGCAAUAUCUCGGUCAUCAGUGUCUAUGCUCCAAUGCUGUCGGCAGAUGACCGUGAUAAAGACAAGUUCUAUGCGGAACUUCAACUGCUAACGAAGUCUCUACCGAAACAUGAUAUAAUCAUAAUCGGGGAAGACUGGAAUGCUCGCAUAAUGAAGCAAAGUCAUAAUGCAGCUGCGAUGACCUCAGCAAUUGGCAAAUAUGGCAUCGGAGACCAGUGUGCCAAUGGAGAACGUCUUCUUCGUUAUGCCGAAGAGCAUGAACUUCUUGCUAUUAAUACUAAUUAUUGA